Racocetra persica is the source of this 197-nucleotide messenger RNA. Lineage: Eukaryota; Fungi; Glomeromycota; Glomeromycetes; Diversisporales; Gigasporaceae. The record is from the annotation of a GenBank genome assembly.
AAUACUGGGAGCAUGUCUGUACUGCCUCCAGACCAAGUUUGUUGGGGUUUCUCAAGUACCGUAAAAGUAAAAUUGUUGACCCGCUCAACAAAGACGAGGAACAUUCCUUAUAUCUUGAUUCAUUAAAAGUAAUCGGAUCACAUUAUACUACUGGAGUUAAUUUUCAAAUCGUUGAUGCUGUUAUAAGCAAACUAAAG